Messenger RNA from Glossina fuscipes, 2713 nucleotides. RefSeq lists its product as uncharacterized. Lineage: Eukaryota; Metazoa; Arthropoda; Insecta; Diptera; Glossinidae. The transcript is spliced from 7 exons. The record is from RefSeq and is a predicted model, not a curated record. Bases 587 to 2575 code for a protein of 662 amino acids.
UCGCAUAGAAGGCGGUGGUGACGUUUAAUGCAGAAUAAUUUGACGUUCUUUGUAGUAAUAAAUUUAUUAAAAUGAAAAUAAAAAGAAAAUAUAAUUUGAAAUCAUAUUCACUUGUAAAUGUUAUCGAUACGAAAUUAUUUUAGAUCAGUAUAAGUGUUAAUAAAGGCAUAAAUUAGUUUUGAAAUACAACUAUUAUCCGUUCUCAGGAUCAAAGUUCAUUGCGUACCAAUGAAAAUAAUGUUGAUAACAUAAUUUAUAAUGAAAAGCGAAUCAAGAAACAACUCAAGUAUUCUAUUACUUAAAAAAAUAUUAUUAUAGUUUCGACCGCUGAUAAGAGAGGAGUAAGUCGAGUCUUCAUUUCUCCUACUCCGUUCCGUUGCCAAGACUAUCAACGCUCAAUUCGAAUAAGAAAACGAUAAAAAAAAAAAACCAAAUACUUACAUAAAUAAUGAUUGAUAAAGGGGGUGUCAAUUAGUAAAUCCAAUCACAUCUCUGUGAUCGUAUUCUUAAAUCAUACAAAGGGUGAUAGGGAGAACGGGUGAAACGAGUAAGCAUUUAAUGGAUUUAACUAAAUAUGUGAACGAAAAUGUUGUCAAUUGAUUUUAAAAAUACUUAUGACGAGAAUUGCAAUAAUUUACUUAAACUAACUACUAUUCCAUUAAAUUCGAACGAUGAUGGACGUGUACAAAUCCGAACUGAUAAUUUCAAUUCUGAUAUGACUUGUGAAAGUAAUAAUCUAUCGAUUGUGAAAGCUGCAGCAAUUUGGAGAUCUGCCGCAACAAGAUGCAAUAAAUUUUCAAAUUGUGAUGAUAAUGUAUCCGCAGCAUACAUUAAUAAUCGAUAUCGCUCAGGCGAAGUUAAGAUUAUGAGAAAAGGUUCAAUAAAUUCCGGGCAAAUUGUAACGGGUAAUCAUAACAAAAGCAUACGAGUGGCUUUUGAAGUGAUUUUAAGAUUUUUAGUACCUUUAGCUAACGGUGUAGUGCGGGGUUUCAAAGGUAUACGAGAUGUACGUUUCCUUAAAUUUUCACGUAGUAUUGCUUGCAGUCGCCAGACUUUAAUAAAUUUAUUCGCUUUUGCCGCUAAUACUAUAUCAAUGAACUUAUCUGUAGCACAAGUUUCUCAUCGGAUCGAGCCAAUAUUGAAAUUAUUGAAAAUCAAAAAAUCUUGUGAUGGCACCGAAAUUUUGCCAACUUUUUCGGACGAACAAAUGACACCGUCAAACUCGCCAACUCUAUCAGCUAUAGUGCCUUCUUUGGAUUUGAAAUUUUUAUUAGAGCCAACACUGCUACCAGCACUACUUCAAUUGAAUCGUCAAAAAAAGACGACCGUCGAAGAGCAAAUUGCCCCGAAAUGUUGCACUUUGCAAAUUUUGGCAGAACCGCCACCUGGUCAGCCAAUACGGGCCGAUAUCAUUUUCAUACACGGCCUCCACGGUUCGGUGGUGAAAACUUGGCGGCAAGGCUUAUGGGAAAAUGAACGGCGGCCUGUUCAAUUUGAUAGGCCACCAAGGCCACCGGUAAGACCACCGAAAAGACCCCGCCAUUCACGUACAACCAUUGCACGACCACCACAUAAAAAAAAGCGACCACGUUUCGCUUAUACCGAUAAUGCCAAGCAAUUCUCGGACGCGACUACAGACUCGAUUGAUGAGUGCGAUGAAAACUUCAACAACUAUGGUGAAAACAUGUAUUCUUUUUCCCGUAAUCAGACAGAAAAUGUGCAAAUAUGUGACGGUACAGAAUAUAGUUCGCCUACGUUUCGUUUGCGCAUGAACGAUAGCAGUCGGUUAUUGCAAGCCGAGUUGUUAGAGUAUUUGUUAAAUAAUGAAAACUCGGCAAACCCUCAUGAGGAAUAUUUAAGUUCAAAUUCAAGUUCAAACUUGAAACUUGAUCCUAACGAUCCGAAUUAUUCGAAAUGUUGGCCCGGCGAUUGGUUACCGUUGGAUUGCCCAGGCGUGCGAGUAAUGGCCGUAGAUUAUACCACCGAUUCAUAUUUAUGGCGACCGAUGUGGAAGAAUAAAGAGACCAGAACGAAUCUGAUACAAAGAUCUCGGGAAAUGUCAGAAUUAUUAAUUAAAUAUCGUGUCGGUCACGGUCAUCCGAUUGUCUAUGUGGGUCAUUCUAAAGGGGGACUUUUUGUAAAAGAAAUAAUCGUUCACGCUUGGGAGAGCGGACGCCCAGCCAUGGCACCUCUUUGGCGUUCGGCUAGAGGUGUAUUCUUUUACUCAGUGCCACAUCGGGGUUCGCAUUUGGCCUCAAUUAAGGCCCCGCUACUCAUUAGAUCUGUGGAACUUAUAGAUAUAGAAAAAAAUAGCAAAUACUUAUUAGAUUUACAUCGACGUUUUGCGGGUCUUUAUCAUUUGGGUCAUUUAAAAAUCGAGGUAUUUAGUUUCGUCGAGACCGCUUUAACGCUAAUGUCACUUUUAUAUUUACGAAUUGUUGGAGUGGACUCGGCCGAUCCGGGUAUCGGCGAUGUAUGCGGCAUUCGUUUAGAUCAUCGUGAAAUUUGUAAGCCGAGGAGUCGUGAUUGUAUUUUAUAUAAAGAAUUAGUUAAAAUGAUAAAAAAAGUUUGUUAAUUUUAGACAUAAAACAUUUGUAAUUUGAAUUCAACCAAUGUGCCUAAAUAACCCAACUGUACGUAUGGAACAAUAUUUGCAAUAAUUGUGUUAAUCUUUCCUUAUUUGUAAUUUUAUAUAUAUAUAUAUAUUAUAUAU